CAAACAUAUGAAAUCUUUGAAGGCUGUCCCCCUCUUCCUCCGCUGUGCACUUCGAAGCUGUCACAAGCUGUGGCACUCGCUCGACCAACACCCUGUGCCUUCCUUUCCUGCUCGCUUCGUCUCUGUUCGAUAGAAGGAUGAGGAAAUCGAGAUCAAACGGCAUGGUGGGUGGGAGGGAGAGCCAGAGCUGCCGGAUGACAGAGUGGGAGCUCCGCCCCGGAGGGAUGGUGGUACAGAAGCGGAGCAACGUGGCUGGCAUGCCGACCGAGCCCCUCAUCAAGAUCAAGGUCUCCCAUGGCUCCUACCAGCAUCAGCUCUCCGUCCCUGCCCACUCCACCUUCGGGGAAUUGAAAAGGGUUCUGGCACAAGACACCGGUCUGCAGCCUGGAGAGCAGAGGCUGUUGUUCAGGGGAAAGGAAAAGGACGACGGUGAGCGCCUGCACAUGGCUGGGAUCGUGGAAAUGUCCAAGCUGGUCCUGUUGGAGGACCCGGCAAGCAAGGAGAGGAAGCUCGAGCGUAUGAAUCGGCAUCAGGCGUCUGAGACGAUCGCGGCUAUCGGAGCUGCGGUGGACAAGCUCGCUGCAAAGGUAUCGAGUUCGGAGACUUGCGUGCACGCAAGCAUGAAGGCUGCGGACGAAGAGUUGGCGGAUUUGACUGAGUUGCUUAUGGUGCAACUGCUGAAAUCAGACAGCGUCGAGGCAGAGGGGGAAGCGAGAACGCGGAGGAGAUUCGAGGUUCGCCGUAUUCUUUCUCAUUGGACUUGCUGAAGGCAAGAAGAAAUCUCAGUUACAACUCAACGGCAGACGUUUGAAUCUGGUUUGGUAAGCCCCGAGCGCUCAGUUACAACUCGUCCAAGUCUCCCAGGGAGGGGAUUGGAUUACCAACAACUGGGAACUCUUCGACUAGCUUACGCUAACCCUAAAUAAUCCAUCUCUCUCUCUUGUUUUUAUGCUUGUUUGCUUUCCAUCAGUUGAUCCUCCGACGUUACACUGAAUUCAGAUAUUAAUUUCUUGUACCUAUGGAUGACUUCGUGCCCAUCUUCUCUUCACAGACCCAAAUCAUAGUGUUUUUGCAUGCAGGAUGA
Molecule: messenger RNA, 1084 nt
Organism: Musa acuminata subsp. malaccensis (wild Malaysian banana)
Lineage: Eukaryota; Viridiplantae; Streptophyta; Magnoliopsida; Zingiberales; Musaceae
Product: BAG family molecular chaperone regulator 4
Biological process (GO): protein stabilization
Cellular component (GO): cytoplasm
Molecular function (GO): adenyl-nucleotide exchange factor activity; protein-folding chaperone binding
Source: RefSeq, a predicted model, not a curated record